Messenger RNA from Hevea brasiliensis (rubber tree), 1379 nucleotides. Its product is annotated as SNF1-related protein kinase regulatory subunit beta-2. The transcript has 5 exons. Gene Ontology annotation, molecular function: protein binding. The record is from RefSeq and is a predicted model, not a curated record. Lineage: Eukaryota; Viridiplantae; Streptophyta; Magnoliopsida; Malpighiales; Euphorbiaceae. Bases 268 to 1134 code for a protein of 288 amino acids.
CGGAGAAUAAAAAUCAUUUUACACACAGAGAGAGAGAGAGAGAGAGAGAGAGAGAGAGAGAGAGAGAGGGGGAGAUUUCUCUUGAGACUCAAGAAAGAAGGACAAAUUGCACUUUCCAUUAAAAAUAAAAAAAAACGCACCAAUCAACCAAUCAAUCAAAAACUCUAUAAAUUGAAGCUGCCAAUAAAUAAUGUUGGCUCUUUCUCUCGAGUUAAUUAUGUGUUGCGUGCUUUCUUUUGCUUAUGCAAUUUAUUUGCAGUGAUAGGGAUGGGCAAUGCUAGUGGCAAAAGUGAUGAAGAAGGCACUUCAGGAGAGGGUUAUGAGGAGGAGGCUAUAGAGUGUGCCGCACAUGGUAGGGCUUCACACGUUGGCUAUCAUGUCUCGGGGAUGGAUGCAGAGGCAGAGCCCAUGGCGCACUCCCCUCUCAGUAGUCCUAGGAGAUACCUGCAGCCUCCUACCACUUUCAAUCCACAGGUUCCCAUGGUUCCUUUACCAGGACCUUCUGAAAUGAUGCAUGUCCACAAUAAUGCUUUGGCACAUAAUGUAACAGAUUCCAGGGAUGCAUUCAGUGAGAAACUGAAUGCUGUGAUAAUAACAUGGAGUUAUGGUGGCAGGCAAAUAGCUGUCACUGGAUCAUGGGAUAAGUGGAACAAAAGAGAGCACUUGCAUAAGGUGGGCAAAGAUUUUGUUAUUUUAAAGAUGCUCCCAUCAGGUGUUUUUCACUACCGCUUUAUUGUUGAUGACCAAUUGAGUUAUGCUUCAGACUUGCCCUGGGAAUGUGAUGAUUCAGGGACUGUAUACAAUAUAUUGGAUGUACAGGAGGAUGUUCCCGAAGCUCCUGAAAGCCUAUCUGAGUUUGAAACUCCUCCAUCCCCAGUAACAAGCUACAAUAAUGAGUCCUUGGAUAACUACGAUUUCAGUAAGCAGCCUCCAGACAUACCUCCCCAACUUCAACUAACAUUGUUGAACGUCCAAUCUGCUGCAGAAAGUCACCAGUCACUGCCAAAGCCUAGGCAUGCAGUGUUGAACCAUCUUUAUAUUCAGAAUAAUCGAGGUCAGCCUGUUGCACUUGGUUCAACCCAUCGCUUUCUUCAGAAGUAUGUGACAGUAGUACUAUACAAGCCCACACGAUGAUAAAAAGUGCUAUCAUAUUCUUUUAAUGUCAAAGGUGUAUUUAUUCGACACAACGGACAUAUUAAAGUUAGUGGUAAUAGUAGAAAAUGUGUAAACAUAGGAAAAAGUUGGAGUAUUUGCUGCAAAUUUCUGUAUUCAAUUCAUAUUUAUUGUGAACAUGACAUGCUUUCUGCUUUUUUUGCAACUGUAAGCUUUGGUUCCCAUCAAAGGCUUCAUAUAUGAAGAAAAUAUACUACGUUCACAUA